GAACGGGAAGAGGAAGCGGGGCUGUUGGGCGCACCGCAAGCCGCAAACGCGUCCUGAUGCCAGCCGCAUGGAGACGCCUCCGGGGGACCCUCGCCGGCACUGCGCGCUCGUGGGGAAGGAGGAGACGCCAGUGGAGGGCGAGACUCUCCUAGUGGCUGAACUGAAGCCCGGGCAGCCCCCGCCAUUCUUUUGGAAAUCCACUUGCGAGACAUGGAGUGUGGCCUUCUCCCCAGAUGGCGCUUGGUUUGCUUGGUCUCAAGGACACUGUAUGGUCAAGCUGCUCCCUUGGCCUUUGGAGGAGUCUGAGCCGAAUUGCACAGCACGGGAGCGCAAGAGCCACUGUGGCAAAGGUGAAGGCAGGGGCCGAGGAGGGACAAAGGAGAAGAUAUUGGAGUGUGGUCAGAUUGUCUGGGGCCUGGCAUUUAGCCCAUGGCUCCCUCCUGGCUCCAGAAGACAUGUCCCCUGCUUGGUUCUUGCUACGGGACUGAACGAUGGACAGAUUAAAGUCUGGCAGGUGGAGACAGGAUGUUUGUUGUUCAGCCUUUUGGGACACCAGGAUGUUGUGAGGGACCUAAGCUUUGCGCCCAGCGAGAGCUGCUCCAUCCUUGUCUCUGCUUCCCGAGAUAAGACCCUGCGUGUCUGGGACCUGGACCGGAAUGGAAAGCAACUGCAGGUGCUAUCCGGCCAUGUGCAGUGGGUUUACUGCUGCUGCAUCUCCCCCGACGGCAACAUGUUGUGUUCAGCAGCUGGAGAGAAGUCGGCCCUCCUGUGGAGUAUGCGCUCCUACAGCCUUCUGAGGAAGCUGGAAGGCCACCAGGGCUGUGUCGUAUCAUGUGAGUUCUCGCCAGACUCUGCUGUCCUUGCAACUGCCUCCUAUGAUGCCACUGUGAUCCUCUGGGACCCCUGUACGGGGGAGCAAUUGAGAUCCCUCUGCCACAUUCCAUUGCAGCCAUCGUUGGACCACAGCAGUGACUAUCCUGCCAGCUCCUUGCGGUCCGUCUGCUUCUCCCCUGAAGGACUUUAUCUUGCAACGGUGGCGGAUGACAGGUUGCUGAGGAUUUGGGCCUUGGAGCUGGGGAGCCCUGUUUCCUUUGCCCCGGUGAAGAAUGGACUUUGUUGCACCUACUUCCCCCAUGGUGGAAUUAUUGCUACAGGGACAAGAGAUGGCUAUGUCCAAUUUUGGACCACCCCGCAAGCCCUGUCCUCCCUCAAGCAUCUGUGUCGUAAAUCCAUCCGCCGCUUCCUUACGACUUACCAGGUUCUGGCGCUGCCCAUCCCCAAAAAGGUGAAAGAAUUCCUCACUUACCGGACAUUGUGAAGCUGCUAUUUCGAGCUGCAGCCUGCUGCUUGUCGACUUCCCUUUGGCCAGCAAGAGGCAGCUGCAGCCCCGAGACUCUAGGCUCGGUGAGACCGAAGAGGACAACGGUUUUAUUUUUCCCUGUGUGGGGUUGAUGGAUGACAAUGCUGGACAAAAGCUGUGGCAGUGCCAGUUACUAUGGGCUACGUUGCCUUUGCACCUGAGGAGAACUAGCUGUCUUGCAGCGUGUUUGACUUGGGACGCUCUCACCCUGUGAGCAGGCCUAAAGUUUGUCUACACGGAUUUGAAAAAAAGAAACCCGCAGACAUUUUGGGACUCUUCUUUGGCUGCAGGUGGGAACGACAGUUGCUGACAGGUGUUAAUCAACAGUGCACAAAGUGCCGUUUCUGUUUUCUUUCCUGUGCACAGUGAAGGCUGGAAAUGAGAUGGAGAGGAUUUUUCCUACUUGAAAACAUUCUGAAUUUUAGUGGCCUUGAUAGCAAUCCAUACCUUGGAGCCAUGGGUGUUGGGGUGAAAACAAGAGCAGCCACUAUCCUGUCCAGAAAUAUUUAUGUGAUCCCAAGAGCUUGACAUAUCAUUCUGAGGCAGCUUUCUCCUUUGGGGUUGCGGAGCGGAGGCUAAAAUACGGGGUUAAGACUUCUGUCACAAUCUAGUUUUGUUUCAACAGGGAACAUUCAGCUAUGAAUUCAAGGUUUACUAAAGGGGAAAGUCUAGCCGUAACCCCCUCCUCUACCCCCAGACUGUGUAAUGAGGCAAAAGCUUUAGCUUCAAUAUGACACCACGGAAUUCCCCUUUCUGUAUGCCCACACAGCUUGUGAAUGAGAAUUAAUGAAGGAAGCUUGAAUUUCUAGCAAUAGUGAUGGGAGUAUUGCUUGCUGAAGUUUAAGAAUCACGGGCAUAACCCGGGUUCAUCUGUUCCGCAGUGCUUUCAAUGUGAUAUGCAACUUUUUUGUGCUGGAGAUGUUAUUUUUACACUACUGGAGCUAGAUCAUGGGACAAAUCAAGGUGCUAAAAACUGAUGCACUUGCAAGGGGGAAAAGGGCGAAUAAAUGGAAAAAAUUA
Sphaerodactylus townsendi is the source of this 2380-nucleotide messenger RNA. RefSeq names its product WD repeat and SOCS box containing 2 (gene WSB2). Gene Ontology annotation, molecular function: protein binding. The record is from RefSeq and is a predicted model, not a curated record. The coding region runs from base 68 to 1318 and encodes 416 amino acids. Gene Ontology annotation, biological process: intracellular signal transduction. Lineage: Eukaryota; Metazoa; Chordata; Lepidosauria; Squamata; Sphaerodactylidae. The transcript is spliced from 9 exons.